UUAACAGUAGACUGUUUGUUACAUUAUCAUUACAACAGAUAAAAGAAAGCCCAUACGUGCAAGGAUAGCGGCCGGCACGCGUCUCAUUAUCUGUUUCUUAUUCAAAGAAUCUCUAGUCUUUUAGUUACAAACAACGUAGAGCAAAGCCAUUGGUCAGAAUCGUAUGGCAACCUCUUCUUCGCAGGGCAUCAGUAAACGGGACUUGAACCAACAGAGGAAGGCAGACAAGUCGCGCCCCACAGCAGCGGUUCCAGAGUGCCACCAGCCCGUGCUUGAGGGCGACCCUUGCUUUAGCAUUAACUACAGUGAACACCAGUACGCAAGGUUUGGGGUCCAGAACCCCUUCUUCCUUGGCCUAUUACGCUUCCGACCUCAGCAGCCGUACGACAAGUCCUCAUUCAAGCGCCAGAGAACAUCUUCAUGCAGCAGCACCACACCAGUUGACAUCAGCUAUGAGGACGCAGCAGCCAC
Messenger RNA from Astrephomene gubernaculifera, 471 nucleotides. NCBI's taxonomy places the organism in Eukaryota, Viridiplantae, Chlorophyta, Chlorophyceae, Chlamydomonadales, Astrephomenaceae. The record is from the annotation of a GenBank genome assembly.